Molecule: messenger RNA, 297 nt
Organism: Penicillium macrosclerotiorum
Lineage: Eukaryota; Fungi; Ascomycota; Eurotiomycetes; Eurotiales; Aspergillaceae
Exons: 2
Coding region: 1-297 (98 amino acids)
Source: RefSeq, a predicted model, not a curated record
AUGGCAACCCCCAGCUCCACCCCUGCACAGGCAACACCAAUUCAUUCCUCCUCAAGAAACAAAGUCAAGUCUCAUAAGACAGCCGAGCAAGAACUAUACCGUCUUAUCAGGGAAAUUGAACGACUCAAGGAAAUCAUCAGCACUCUGGAGGCGAAACGCGAGCACGACAAGGUUCAAAUGACGGGAAUGAGUGCCAGACUUCAGUCACUGCAGAUGAAAGUGAACCAACUCACUUUCGCCAUCCACGCUCUACAGAGAAUCGUUGAACAAAUGACUAUGCUGGGGCAACAAAGAUAA